Messenger RNA from Mytilus trossulus (common blue mussel), 2234 nucleotides. Its product is annotated as fidgetin-like protein 1. Gene Ontology annotation, molecular function: ATP hydrolysis activity; microtubule severing ATPase activity; ATP binding. Bases 214 to 2175 code for a protein of 653 amino acids. NCBI's taxonomy places the organism in Eukaryota, Metazoa, Mollusca, Bivalvia, Mytilida, Mytilidae. The record is from RefSeq and is a predicted model, not a curated record. The transcript has 19 exons.
UCUCAAUUGAAGAGGCGAUUUAUAAAUACGGCGGGAAAUAUUUGAGCUGGAAAGAGCUCCUGGAAAUGAAGAAAACCAAUCAGACAAACUAACUCCCCACAGCCAAACUCAGGAAAGGAUGGGAAUGUGCAGUACAUAUUUUGUUCUUUGAAAGUUUUAGUUCUCUGUUGUGGAUUCGAAAUAGGGAAAUUAAAUCAUAAAUACAUAACAAGAAUGGACAGAGUGGAGUUAGGGAAGCAGUUUUUAAGUCAGUUUCAGAGUACUUUAUUCUCCAGUAAACUAGAGGAUGGUACUGCUACAGAAAAAGCAGAUUUAUUGAGGAGGACAAUGAUGGAGUUGAAAGUGGCAAAUAAUGUUAAUUUAGUAACAGAUGAGAGUAGUGGUCUUCUCUUGAAGAAAUAUGAGGAUUCAUAUGCAGCUAUUGUAGACUCCAUGGAAGAAAACAAUGGUUUGAAUAACUAUGCAGAAGGAGCAUUGGCAAUAUGUAGUCGUUUUAAAAAUGAAAGUCAUAAUUGGAAGUCAAGUCUCUCAAUGGACAAGAUAAAACAGAUGGAGUGUUUCAAAAAUAUAACAGAAAAGAAUAAGAAAAUAUCAGACAAACUUGUUCCUCCACAAAUGGUAAACAAAAUACUGUCAACCAAAUCAAAGGAAGCUCCUAUACAGGGAACCAGUAAUCCAACUUUUGCAACAGGGUUUUCAAAACCAGAUCAGCAGAAUUCAAAACCAGGACCUCAAUUCAGUCAGAAAAUUGACAGUCAAAGGGAGAGCAGUAAUUCAGGACAGAAAAAUGGAUGGAAUUUUCAGAAUAGAAAACCAUUAUUUUCUGGAUUUCAGCAGUCAUCUUGCUCUGAUAACAUUCAGCAAAAUUCUGCCAGACCAAGUUAUAGUGGGAGCUAUCAGAGAAAAAAUGAGAACUUUUCCAGUGGAGUAAAACGUCCACUAAACAAUGAAGAUCAAGAAGAUGAAGACAAGUCAAGAGAUAAUUCUGCACCAGGAGGUUUUAAUGUGUUCAAAACUGCCAAGGAACAAUUGGCUAUCGAUAAUCAGAAGAAGUUUAGUCGAGGGAAAGGAUCAGUUGGUUCAUAUGGUAAUGCUAAAAAAUCCCUAGGUAGUACUAGGAGAGGGUUAAACAGUAAGUUCAUUCCUCCAAUCCCUAACAGAGAAGAAGAGGAAGAUAGUGUAACUAUGAAUGCUGUUACUAAGUCAGUAUUUGGAGGAGGGAAACCUUCAGGAUCUAACAACACUGAGGAGCCUACUGAUGAGAGAUUAAAAGGAAUAGAACCUAAAAUGAUAGAACUGGUCAUGAACGAAAUAAUGGAUUAUGGGCCCCAGAUGACUUGGGAUGAUGUUGCUGGUCUAGAAUUUGCCAAAAAAACAAUUAAAGAAAUAGUAGUGUGGCCAAUGUUAAGACCGGAUAUUUUUACAGGUCUAAGAGGCCCACCUAAAGGUCUUCUGUUGUUUGGUCCUCCUGGAACAGGAAAAACUCUCAUAGGAAAAUGCAUAGCAAGUCAAUCUAAGUCUACCUUCUUCAGUAUUAGUGCUUCUUCACUGACCUCAAAAUGGGUAGGAGAAGGUGAGAAGAUGGUAAGAGCUUUGUUUGCAGUGGCCAGGGUACACCAACCAGCUGUAGUAUUUAUAGAUGAAAUAGAUUCUUUAUUAUCCCAAAGAUCUGAUGGAGAACAUGAAGCUUCAAGAAAAAUUAAAACAGAAUUCCUUGUUCAAUUGGAUGGUGCUGCAACUCUUUCAGAAGACAGAAUACUUGUAAUAGGUGCCACUAACAGACCCCAGGAGAUAGAUGAAGCGGCUAGACGUAGAUUUGUAAAACGUUUGUAUAUACCAUUACCAGAGAGUGCAGCUAGGAAACAGAUUGUGCUUAAUUUGUUGUCACAACAGAAGUAUCAUCUAUCUGAUCAGGAACUAGAUUUUAUCUGUCAGAAAACUGAUGGUUACUCAGGAGCUGACAUGGCUAAUCUAUGUAGAGAAGCAGCAUUAGGUCCAAUCAGAUCGAUGGAUUUUGGUGAAAUUGAAUCCAUAUCAGCUGAUCAGGUUAGACCAAUCGCUUUUGAGGAUUUUGAAGAUGCUUUACCACAAGUGAAAGCCAGUGUAUCUAACAAAGAUCUAGACUUGUAUAUAGAUUGGAACAAUUCAUAUGGAAGUGCUGGGUCUGUCAGAUGAUGCUCAAGUCUUUAUUAUUGUCAUCAAAAGUGUUGAAAACAGUAUAACAUAUGUUAAGU